AUGCCUGAAAGCAUCAUCUACCCGGGCUCCACAGCCACAACCUCAACCACCAAAGUCACCGCCACCUUCACCGGCGACGUCUACCUCGACCCCAUCUCGAUAAACCCCGAGGCCGCAAUCGCAAAUGUGACAUUCACCCCGUGUGCCCGUACACACUGGCACACGCACGAGGGAGGCCAAGUCAUUCGCGUCAUUGCGGGCUCCGGCUGGAUCUGCGAUAAGGGGGGUGUACCGAGAAAGUUGAAGACCGGGGAUGCAGUUUGGGCGCCGCCAGGCACAACGCAUUGGCAUGGGGCGGAUGAGGGGAGUGUCAUGACGCAUUUUGUUGUGGGGAUCGGGAAGACGGUUUGGCAUGAGGCUGUUACUGAGGAGGAGUAUAGAAAGAGAGAGUAG
Aspergillus calidoustus is the source of this 393-nucleotide messenger RNA. NCBI's taxonomy places the organism in Eukaryota, Fungi, Ascomycota, Eurotiomycetes, Eurotiales, Aspergillaceae. The record is from the annotation of a GenBank genome assembly.